This is a messenger RNA of Ochlerotatus camptorhynchus, 1116 nucleotides long. RefSeq names its product beta-1,3-glucan-binding protein-like. Gene Ontology annotation, molecular function: hydrolase activity, hydrolyzing O-glycosyl compounds. The coding region runs from base 4 to 1116 and encodes 370 amino acids. Gene Ontology annotation, biological process: carbohydrate metabolic process. The record is from RefSeq and is a predicted model, not a curated record. Lineage: Eukaryota; Metazoa; Arthropoda; Insecta; Diptera; Culicidae. The transcript has 4 exons.
ACGAUGAAGAGAUCUCGAACUUUGUUACCCAUCGUCUUCGUUCUGUUCCAGGCAGCAGGAAAAAGUUCAGCUUGCCAGCAAACGCCCACGUCAGUCUCUGGUUUCAAAGCCCCUCGCGGUCGCAUUUGCUCCGGACAAUUGAUAUUCGAAGAUAACUUCAAUUGGUUGGACAGAUCCGUCUGGGAACAUGAAAACUCACUAGGUGGUGGAGGCAAUAACGAAUUCCAAUGGUACUCUGGUUCAGGUCGCAAUUCCUACAUAAAGGAUAAACAUCUGUACCUCCGUCCCACGUUGACGUCAAUUGAAUACGGAGAAGAGUUUUUGAAAAGUGGAGUUAUCAAUCUCAAUGAAGGACCCCGGGAUCAGAGAUGCACGGACGCUCCCGGCUGGGCAGAGGUAAUAAACGGUUGCUAUCGACGAGGCAGUCCAGAUCGCAUCCUGAACCCGGUUAAAAGUGCGCGUCUUCGGACGGUGAAUUCGUUCGCUUUCAAAUAUGGGAAGUUGGAGAUUAAUGCCAAGCUACCGCUGGGUGACUGGAUAUGGCCCGCCUUAUGGUUGCUUCCGAAAGGGGAUACCUACGGGUAUUGGCCUAAAUCGGGUGAAAUAGAUCUCAUGGAGUCACGAGGAAAUCGUAAUCUCAUGCAAAACAACGAGAACAUUGGCGUUAAGAAAGUGUCUUCGUGUCUACAUUUUGGAGACAGUCCAAAUCUCCGCAGUUCCCAGUGUGGAUCAACAAGCGGAGAUCGCUUCGGUACGACGUUCAACAGAUAUCAACUAACCUGGACGAAGAAUGUUAUUCAGUUCGGAAUCAACGAUAGGAUUUAUCGCACCAUCACUCCAUACGAGGGCUUCUGGAAGCUUGGUGGAUUCAAUUUCAACCCUUGGCCUCAGGGAAGCAAGAUGGCGCCAUUCGAUCGCGAGUUUUACGUAGUCAUGAACGUAGCAGUUGGUGGUGAUUACUUUCCUGAUAAUACAUGGAAUCCGCAAGCGAAGCCAUGGCGCCAAGGUGCUCCAAGUGCGAUGACCGACUUCUAUAAAUCAAGAUCCAAUUGGUACAGCACGUGGGGUGAAGAUGCUGCCUUACAAGUCGAUUAUGUAAGAGUUUGGGCCGCUUAG